UAAUCUCGCUGGCGGACGAAGUGACGAACGAAAAGCCGAGUACGUUGCAAUAAUCAUUCAUACAAAGUUAAGUUGAUAAAAAAAAUAUUUCUGAUAAAAUUUGUCAUGAGAGUGAAACAUGAUAACUGAGCUAUAUAAAUACGAGCGUUUCAAUUAAAAUGAUAUUUAUUUCGUUUAACGAUAAGAACAAUAACACAAAGAGUGAUAUAAAUUAUUUUCUGGUGGGGACGACGACGACGGCAACGACAUCAAAAAAACGUUCUCAAUUCCAAUUCGAAGCAAUAAGUUAGUGCUAGCUGUGAGCAAUAAGUCUACGUAUAGUAGUAUAUUCUAUUCAAGAGUCAAGACAGUGACUUGUAGUGAGCUAGUUACUGCCACUCUAGAGAGCCUAGACUAGACCGUGCCGCCGUGACAACGUGUAUGAUAACAGGUCAGUUAGUAGUUAGUAGGAGAGAGAUCUUAUUGGUACGCGGUUGUUUCUACGAAAUCUAUUUCAAUCAUUUAUAUUUUUUGCGUGUCCCAGUCCCAGUGAAAUUCCAAUAAACAAACUAUAGAAUAUGGCACCAACAGUUUUAAUCACUGGUGGGGCGGGGUACAUUGGAUCGCAUACGGCAUUGGAGAUGCUCAAUGCUGGUUACAAUGUAAUCUGUAUAGAUAAUAUGUGCAAUGCCUAUAGCGAGGGUAAAGAUGCGAUGCCGGAAGCCCUCAAAAGAGUCCAGAAAAUAACCGGGAAAACUUUGACAUUCCAUCAAGUCGACAUAACCAACGGAGAGAGUCUUAAAGCUGUUUUCAAAAAACAUAAAAUUGAUAUGGUAGCUCAUUUUGCAGCUUUAAAAGCUGUUGGUGAAUCAUGUCGCUAUCCAUUGCAAUACUAUCAAAAUAAUAUGACUGGAACUAAUAUGUUGCUAGAAGCAAUGGCUGAAAAUAAAGUAUUUAAAUUUGUAUACAGUUCGAGUGCGACUGUUUAUGGAGAACCACAAUUCUUGCCAAUAACUGAAAAACAUCCAACGGGUAAUUGUACAAGUCCAUAUGGAAAAACCAAAUACUUUACUGAAGAAAUUCUAAAGGAUCUAUGUACAUCGGAUGAUCGAUGGGCAGUUGUAUCACUACGUUACUUCAAUCCAGUUGGAGCCCAUCCCAGUGGAAAUAUCGGAGAAGAUCCCAAUGGAGAACCGAAUAACCUCAUGCCAUAUAUUGCUCAGGUAGCAGUUGGUCGCCGCCCACUGCUUAAAGUCUAUGGAACAGAUUUUCCAACUACCGAUGGUACUGGUGUACGUGAUUACAUUCAUAUCGUAGAUCUUGCCGAAGGCCAUGUCAAAGCUUUGGACAAGCUCAAGAAUGACAAUGAGACAGGUUUCUUUGCAUAUAAUUUGGGAACAGGAGUCGGAUGCUCGGUGCUGGAAUUGGUGAAAGCAUUCGAAGAGGCUUCAGGAAAGCCCAUCAAUCGUGAACUAGUCCCACGUAGACCCGGAGAUGUAGCAACUAGUUUUGCUGAUGCUUCAUUAGCAACUAAAGCCCUCGGAUGGAAGGCAAAAUUGGGAAUCAAAGAAAUGUGCGAAGACACAUGGCGUUGGCAGAGCAACAAUCCAAAAGGUUACGCCUCCAAGUAAUGUUGUUGCACCAGGAAACCUGUAUACACAAUAAUUUCACUUAUAUAUAAAUAUUUACCUAUAUCCAAAGAGAUACAUACAACUUAUGUAUGGAAAUAAAAGCCAGUUAUAAAAAAGUAAACUAUAUAAAUUUAAAAAAGUAACUAUUUAAUCACCCACAACAAAAAGUUAUAUACAUAUAUAAAAAAUAUAUCUAUUUAAACCAAGUGUGUCUAUAAAAACAAAAUCUAUCUUUCUUCUUUUUUCUUGUCUUGUAUUUUUGUGUUUUUUGUAUCACAAAUUAUAAUGUAUGUAGAUCAAUGAACUCCAAAAUUUAAAAUAUGUAUGUUUGGUAGUAAUUAACAUAAUAUUGAAGACAUCAUCGUAAUGAUGCAAAUUAAUGUGAUGAUUGCGAGCAUCAUGGCACGUUCAGUUUGACCUUGAAAGCACAUUGUUAAUUAAUUUUUCCUAAUCUUCGAUUCGUAUAAAUUUAGUAAAAUUUUAUGAUGAAUAUAAUACAUAAUUACAUCAUGUGCAUUUAAUGUUUUUUUUUAUAUUUAUGGAGUUUAUUAUUUAAAAAUUAACAAAAAUUUACACCUCAAUUAGAUGAUAAUCGUGAUUACAAUCAAAUUAAGCUUAAAUUUAAUAGAAACGUUUGCAUUUGUAGUUAUUUGUAUGUAAAGUAAAUUAUAUAUUGCAAAUUUUAAUGUAAAGAAAUAAAUCAUAAAACAAA
Eupeodes corollae is the source of this 2322-nucleotide messenger RNA. It is a transcript of the gene Gale, whose product is annotated as UDP-glucose 4-epimerase. NCBI's taxonomy places the organism in Eukaryota, Metazoa, Arthropoda, Insecta, Diptera, Syrphidae. Gene Ontology annotation, cellular component: cytosol. Gene Ontology annotation, molecular function: UDP-glucose 4-epimerase activity. The transcript has 4 exons. The record is from RefSeq and is a predicted model, not a curated record. Gene Ontology annotation, biological process: beta-D-galactose catabolic process via UDP-galactose, Leloir pathway. Bases 558 to 1610 code for a protein of 350 amino acids.